Molecule: messenger RNA, 3636 nt
Organism: Lolium perenne
Lineage: Eukaryota; Viridiplantae; Streptophyta; Magnoliopsida; Poales; Poaceae
Product: disease resistance protein RGA5-like
Biological process (GO): defense response to other organism
Molecular function (GO): ADP binding
Source: RefSeq, a predicted model, not a curated record
UCCCUUCCCGUUCUGGCAAACCCUCUCCGCCCACCGGACUACCGACGAUGGCGCCGUCGACCUACGCUCUCUGGUUAUCCUCCUAUCGUGCCCCCACUACUGCCUCAUACACCUCCGCCGAAUGAAAUCAUACCCCUGUACCCUCCCCCACACUCCUCUUGGCACAUAAGGAAAGCGGCUUCCACUAGACUCGCCGGGAAAUCUCAGGCUUCCACACUGUGUCCCCUUUAGCUUUACUUGCCUCGUCAUAUAUUCACCGGCUUUGGAGCUUCAAACUGGCAGUCACAAAAAGACCCAAACCAACACACUGAGGGAUGGAGGCCCUUGUCUGUGCAGCACAUGGAGCCAUGGUCUCCCUACUAAGGAAACUGGGUGAUUUGCUCUCUGAUGAAUUCAAGCUUCUCACUAGGGUGAAACGUGAUCUCGUGUUUCUCAAGGCUGAGCUUGAGAGCAUGCAUGCUUUCCUCAAGAUGAUGUCUGAGGUUGAGGACCCAGAUGAGCUGUCCAAGUGCUCCAUUAAGGAGGUGCGGGAGCUGUCCUACGACAUGGAGGACGGCAUUGACAAUUUCAUGCUAUCCCACGGUGUUCACUCCAUCCGCAAACCCCGUGGCUUCAAGGGUCUCGCUGGCAGGUGCAUGGACUUACUUACAAAUUCCAAGACACGCCAUCGGAUUGCCAAGGAAAUAAAAGUUCUCAAACGUGGCGCUAUGGAGGCUAGCAGUCGGCGUGCCAGGUACAAGGUUGAUGCUGGUGUAUCCAGGCUGAGCAGGACAAGCAUAGACCCUCGCUUACCAGCAUUUUUCACGGAGAUGACGAGGCUUGUUGGCAUCGAGGGCCCAAGGGAUAAUCUCGUCAAGUUGCUAACAGAAGGGGAAGGUGCAUUGGUGCAGCAGCUAAAGGUAGUGUCAAUUGUUGGAUUUGGAGGCCUUGGAAAAACUACUCUCGCUAAUCAAGUGUACCAGAAGCUCAAGGGGAAAUUUGAAUGUCAAGCUUUUGUGUCGGUGUCACAAACCCCUAACCUGAAGAGGAUUUUAAGAAAUAUACUCUUCCAGAUCUGCUGCCAAGAGCAUGUCAGCAACGAAGCAUGUGAUGAGCAGCAACUCAUCAACACAAUAAGACAAGUCCUCAAGGAUAAAAGGUACUUCAUAGUAAUCGAUGAUAUAUGGAGCUUGUCAGCAUGGAGAGCUAUCAAAUGUGCUUUUCCUGAAAAUAGUUGUUCCAGUAGAAUACUGACAACAACGCGUAUUGUCACGGUAGCCAAGUAUUGUGCCUCUCAGCACCAUGAUCGUGUGUAUGACAUAAAGCCUCUUAGUGCAACUCACUCUAAGGGCUUAUUCUUCAAACGAGCUUUUGGCUCUGAAUGUGGAUGCCCUCUUCAUCUAAAGGAAGUUUCAGAUGAAAUAUUAAAAAAAUGUGGUGGCUUGCCAUUGGCGAUCAUUACAGUAGCUAGCUUGUUGGCAAAUAAAGCUAGUACCAAAGAAGAAUGGCUGAGGAUACGGAAUUCUUUUGGUUCAGAACUGGAAAAGGAUUCAGAUAUGGAAGAGAUGAAAAAGAUAUUGCUCAUUGGUUACAAUGAUCUCCCCUACCAUUUGAAGACAUGUUUGCUAUAUCUAAGUAUAUUUCCUGAAGAUUACAAGAUCAAGAGGGAUCGGCUAGUAAGGAGAUGGAUCGCUGAAGGCUUCAUCACCACAGAAGGUGGACAGGAUCUGGAGGAAGUAGGAGAAGUAUACUUUAAUGAUCUGAUCAACAGAAGCUUGAUUGAACCAGUUGAAAUCCAAUAUGAUGGUCGAGCUGAUGCUUGCCGUGUCCAUGAUAUGAUUCUUGACCUCAUUAUAUCCAAGUCGCAUGAAGAAAAUUUUGUAACCUUAUCUGCUGACAAAAAUCUCAACUCGCUGCAGCAUGACAAGGUUCGCCGUCUAUCCCUCAACUAUCAUGCUCGAGAACAUACUAUGGUACCAUCAAACAUGAUUAUGUCUCAUGCUCGAUCUCUCACUAUCUUUGGAUGUGCUGAACAUAUGCCUUCUCUUUCAAACUUGCAAUCCUUAAGAGUGCUAGAUCUAGAAAAUAGAGAGGUGUUGGAACCUGAUUAUCUUAAACACAUAAGCAGGCUAUCUCAGCUGAAGUAUCUGCGUCUCGAUGUAAGAAGAAUUACUGCACUUCCCGAACAGCUAGGGAAGUUGUGUAAUUUGCAGACGUUAGACUUAAGAUGGACAUGGGUAAAACAGUUACCAGCGAGUAUUGUUCAACUACAGCAACUGGCAUGUCUCUUGGUUAACAGUGCAGAGUUGCCUGAAGGGAUUGGGAAUAUGCAAGCUUUGCAGGAAUUAUCAGAGAUUGAAAUCAAUCAGAACACCUGUCUGUCCUCUUUGCAGGAGCUGGGUAGUCUGACCAAACUAAGAAUACUUGGGCUGAACCUGAAUUGGCACAAAAGUAAUGCAAACAGUGGCAUGGAAGCUUCUGUAGAUAACUUGAUCCUGUCCCUCCGCAAACUAGGCAUGCUCAACCUUCGUUCACUACAAGUUCAAAGCUACCAUUCUUGUUCCCUUGACUUCUUACUUGAAACUUGGUCUCCUCCUCCUCGAUUACUCCAGAUAUUUGAUAUGUCCACAAACUACUAUUUUCCCAGAAUCCCAAAGUGGGUAGCCUCACUUGAUUAUCUCUCUUACCUAGGAAUCUAUGUAGAUCCAGUGGAUGAGGAAACAUUCCAAAUCCUUGGGGACUUGCCCUCUCUAUCAUUUCUCUGGAUAUCCUCAAGAACAGCAAGACCUAAAGAUAGGCUCGUUAUCAGCAGCAACGGAUUCCGAUGCCUGAAGGAGUUUUACUUCACCUGUUGGGAAUCCGGAAGAGGACUGUUUGUUGAAGCAGGAGCCAUGCCUGAGCUUGAGAAGUUCCGAGUUCCAUUUAAUGCGCAUGGUGUGUUUUCUUUGUGUGGCGAUCUUGAUUUUGGCAUCCAAAAUCUUACUUCGCUCAAGCAUCUCCAUGUCGAGAUUGUCUGUUAUGGUGCGAAGGUUAGGGAGGUGGAGGCCUUGGAGGAUGCUGUCAAGAAUGCCGCUGGCUGUCUUUCAGAUGAGUUCACUCUUGAAGUUAGUAGAUGGGAUGAAGAAGAGAUCGUUAAGGAUGAUGAGCAUAAACUGGCAGAAGCGGAGGCUGAUGCUGAGAAUUGAGUGCGUAACACAUAAUUGAGGGUUCAUGAUAGGUGUUCAUUUUGAGGUGCUGAAAAUUGCUACAGCGACAUCUUGAUUAGCUGAAUACUCAAUGGGGAAUGUUCUUAGCAACGUUUUAUAUCUGCUCAUUUGUGGUAUUCCGCUCAGUAAUGGGUCUAGCCUUGUGCUCUCAGUCAGCCAUCAAUGGGUGGUACAUUUGUUGUUGGAACCUUUCAUGCUAGAAAUGUGUGACCACGUCAUCUAAAUGUUCGAUGGUCCCAUUUGGAACAUUGAAAUUUGUUUCUAUGUCUGCGGGGAAUGGACUAAUUGGUUGACCGUCGAGACUUUGAAUUGCUUGAUAUAAACUAUUUGACUGUCCAAUUCCAACUCCUGUUUUUGAUGUACAUUUUUGUUGAUUUGGGUUUGAAUAUGUCGUUAUGUGGUCAUGUAACAGGGUUGUUGUGAUUCCACUUUAGUGAUAAGUUCUUUUUUA